GUCAUCAUCUCUUUUUUUGCUCGAGCCGUCGUUUAUUUUUAUUAGUUUCAGUUUGACAGCGCUCGGAAGUUAACCUUGCUCUUGGUUGCGCGGUUUAAGGUUAUACACGAAUAAAGCCGGUGUUUCGCUAAUUUAUAUAAAGUUAAUACAAUUAAUUAUUUUUUACAUUCCCUACACUUUUAUCCUUAAUAAAGAUGGGUGAUCAAGGAUUUUUGAAGCAAAAGCCUGGUUUUUCCACAAUUGCGAUUCAUGUUGGUCAAGACCCCGAGAAGUGGAAAUCGGCUGCAGUUGUCCCACCUAUUGUCACAUCAACUACAUUCAAACAACCAGCACCUGCUGAACACACAGGCUUUGAAUAUGGCAGAUCUGGUAAUCCAACUAGAAAUACUCUUGAAGAAUGCUUAGCUGCACUGGAUGGUGGAAAGUAUGGCUUAACCUUUGCCUCGGGUCUUGGAGCAACAACAACUCUAAUUUCACUUUUAAAUAAAGGGGAUCAUUUGUUGUCUAGCGAUGAUAUAUAUGGUGGAACUAAUAGACUAUUUAGAAAAGUAGCUGAAAGAUUCGGUAUCGAAACUACAUUCGUUGAUUUUACAAACCUGGAACUACUAGAAAAAUCUAUUAAAAAAAAUACAAAGAUGAUUUGGAUCGAAACUCCCACGAACCCACUCCUUAAAGUGGCCGACAUUGCGGCGAUAGUGAAGAUAGCGAAGGGUCACGACGAGAACAUAAUCACAGUGGUGGACAACACGUUCCUGACGUCGUACUUGCAGCAACCGCUGCGGCACGGAGCGGAUGUCGUCAUGUACUCGCUCACCAAGUACAUGAACGGACACUCCGAUGUCAUCAUGGGAGCCGCCGUGCUCAAUAACAGCGAUAUCGAGAAGAGACUGAGGUUCCUACAGAACGCUAUGGGUAUAGUUCCUUCGCCUAUGGACUGCUACCUAGUUAACAGAAGUUUAAAAACUCUGGCCCUUAGAAUGGAGCAGCAUAAGAAGUCAUCGCUUGUUAUUGCAAAUUGGAUGCUCAAACACCAGCGGAUCACCAAAGUUAUGCAUCCAGGUUUACCCUCUCAUCCCCAACAUGACAUAGCAAAAAAGCAAAUGACUGGUCAUUCCGGUGUAUUCAGCUUCAAGCAUUCCGGAGGACUGAAAGAGUCGAAAAAGUUCCUAAGCUCCCUCAAAGUGUUCACAUUGGCCGAAAGUUUGGGAGGAUACGAGAGUCUGGCGGAACUGCCUUCUCUGAUGACACACGCUUCUGUGCCCGAAGAACAAAGAGCAGAACUGGGCAUCACGGAUUCACUGAUCAGACUAUCCGUCGGCUUAGAAGACACUGAUGAUCUGAUCGCUGACUUGGAACAAGCAUUUAAACUAGCAUUUGAAUAAUUUUAUACUAAUAAUUUGUAUAGAAUUUUAAUGAAUCACAAUUUCGAAUUCACAUUUAAUAUAUAUAUAUAUAUAUAUACAUUUUUUUUUAUAUAUACUUACCCAUAUAUAGCCUAUUCCGGUGAAUGGAGUAAAGAUAACAAAUCGUAGAUUUGAUUUGUACUUCGCAACUUCGCUGACAUUAAAAAUACCAUUUCAGAACAAACCAUACCAAACAAAUGGUAUCAUGUCAACAUUAUCAAAAGCAGUUUAUUCGUGUUUACUUCUUUUUUUAGUGGAAUACGAUCUAACUACAAGAUUUCAUAAGUAUUAAAAUCGAAAAAUUUAACCUCAUCUUGUACUUCUAUGAUUGUUAUGAAACUUCUGUCGUUAUGUACACAACAAUUUGUCGUUUAACAUAUUUAAGAUUCUGUGUGCGGGGCACACUUUAGUUUAAAGUUUAAAUUAUUAUUUUACAUCUACGAUAAUAAAGCGAAAUAAAUGACUCCUUGUCCACUUUAGUUAGUACAAUUAACCCUUAUUAAUACCAGAAUAUUUCACCAAAAUGGAUAGUAUUUAACAAUAUCAAUAAUUCCGCAUUUAUUCGACUAGAAUUAUUUUUCCGCAUAACAGCUUUUAUAAGAACAGUUUAUAAUAAAGACGAUUAAAGUAACGAAUUAUAUAUUAUUUUACAUACAAUGCUUUAAAUGGUAAAUAAUUUAUUAAAUUGGAUUUCUUACAUUCUCAAAAUUUUAAAACUAUUUACCUAUAUUUAUG
Vanessa atalanta (red admiral) is the source of this 2138-nucleotide messenger RNA. It is a transcript of the gene Cth, whose product is annotated as cystathionine gamma-lyase. Gene Ontology annotation, cellular component: cytoplasm. Lineage: Eukaryota; Metazoa; Arthropoda; Insecta; Lepidoptera; Nymphalidae. Gene Ontology annotation, biological process: transsulfuration. The transcript is spliced from 8 exons. Gene Ontology annotation, molecular function: cystathionine gamma-lyase activity; pyridoxal phosphate binding. The record is from RefSeq and is a predicted model, not a curated record. Bases 195 to 1382 code for a protein of 395 amino acids.